Geodia barretti is the source of this 1420-nucleotide messenger RNA. NCBI's taxonomy places the organism in Eukaryota, Metazoa, Porifera, Demospongiae, Tetractinellida, Geodiidae. The record is from the annotation of a GenBank genome assembly.
GUCCACACACACACACACACACACACACACACACACACACGACCACAGACUCCCAGUGAUGACAGUGGACUGGCCAGUCAGCAAGCCAGUGUGGCCAACAGUGAAGCCACGCUGGUGGUGACUCCAAUGGUGGAAGACUCAGAUGAGACCCAGACACCAGCAGGUCACCAACCUCACCAGCCUCCCAACCUCACCAUCCUCCCUCUGGAUGACACUGCCGUCUCUCUCCAGGACCACUCUCAGGUUCCAGGUCUUAGUUAUGACCUGUCUCAGUUGGGGAUGUUGUCUGUGUCAUUCCUGGAUACCACUCACCACUCCACCCACCAUCCUCCUCCCUCCUCCUCCCUGGCCCUCCAGACUGACCUCAUGAGUGUGUCAGCUCUGGACCAGUCCCUUCUCCCACUCAACCUCUCUCACCUACCAUCGGUUCAAGAAGGACUUUCACACCUACAUGAUGUCGUGAGUGCACUGCUACAGCGCUACAUCACUGUAGCUGCCGAGGCUGCUGAUUACCAUCGUAAGUUGGUUAUCUCCACUGCAGAGAGGAAUGAAGCCGCCUUAUCUCAGGAGUCUCUGAGGCAGAGAGUGUCAGAGUUGGAGAGAGAGGUCAGACUUAGAGAGGAGAGGUUGACUGACACUCUGCAGCAGGUGACCACUGCCCAAGACAACCUCCAGAGAGUGGUGAGUGAGACUGAGGAGACCAAGACUGAGGCAGAGAGCUUGAGAAUGGAAGCAGAGAGCCUGAGGCAACAGCUAUCGGCAGCUCAGGAAACCCUCACAGCCAUGCAGCAAUCAGGGCGACAUGGGAGCCCGGGUCGCAGUUGAGAGAGCAAGGGUCAGAAGCAGGCCCAGCAACAACUCUGAGUCAACUCUGUCAGACUCAGUGCCACUGCGGUUCAGAUGUUGGACUCUUCAGGUCCUCCAGCUACAGGAGGAGCUGCAGGCAGCCCAUGAGAACUGUGCUGAGCCGUACCACGAGAGGAGGCUAUGCACCAGGAGAACAAGAGACUGGCCGGGCUACAGGUGGCCCUGGAGGGACAGCUGCGUCGAGUCGAGGCCGAGGCCGGGGAUAGACAGAGGACACUGGAGGCCGAGUUGAGACAGAGGGAGGAUGAGGUUCGAGAGCUGGAGGCUGUACGAGCCGAGGUGUGUGCCAGCGAGAGGCCAGAGGUCCUACGCUGCCUGAGAGAGAUGAGCUGCGACAGCGACAUGCUGUGGAGGCACCGAUGUUGGCUCUCUCUCAGUCCAGGCCGCUCCUCUGAAGAUGCACGCCGCGAGGAUACGAGAACUGAGUGAGGCAGGAAGCUGGCCCAGCUGACCUCUGACCUCCGACCGCAGACAGCACCGUCCACGCGCUCUGCAGGAGAGGGUACAGUGGCCCAGGAGAGCACUCAACCAAACAAACAGCCAGGUAUUUCAU